Condylostylus longicornis is the source of this 780-nucleotide messenger RNA. RefSeq lists its product as uncharacterized. The coding region runs from base 1 to 780 and encodes 259 amino acids. Lineage: Eukaryota; Metazoa; Arthropoda; Insecta; Diptera; Dolichopodidae. The transcript has a single exon. The record is from RefSeq and is a predicted model, not a curated record.
AUGAAUGAAAUAAUUAAGGGACUGAUCGAUUUCGGAACUGGCUAUAAGAUAGGAAGCGAGGAUAUUAAAAUAAUAUGUUAUGCUGAUGAUGCUGUCCUACUAGCAGAAAACGAGGACGAUCUGCAAAGACUAUUAUUCAAGUUCAAAACUAUCGCUGAGUCAUUCAACAUGAAAAUAUCCAUUGAAAAAACCAAAUGUAUGACGAUCGCCAAAGAACCGAUUCGAUGUAAACUAUCGAUUGAAGAUCAGUCAAUUGAGCAGGUUAUGAGCUUCAAAUACCUUGGAGUCGAAAUUACGAGCCAUCGAGAUAACAACAAGGAGACACAGGUUCAAACAGCAAAGGCCUCUGCAAUAUCGGGCUACCUUCGCGAUGUCAUAUGGAAAAAUAAAUAUAUGCUAAUUGAAAAUAAGGUGCGUGUUUACAAAACUUGCGUGCGCCCCAUAAUGACAUAUGCAGCUGAAACAAGAGCAGACACGUCAUCGACCAAACAAAGAUUGCGAGCCACAGAAAUGCAAACUCUUAGGCAGAUCUGUGGAUACACUUUGCUUGACAAAAAAAGAAGUGCAGAUAUAAGAGAAGAAUGCAAAAUUCAAGAUAUUGUUCGAUGGACUAGAUGCAGACGGCGCUACUGGAGGGACCAUGUGAACCGCAUGAGCGAGAACCGACUACCCAAAAUAGCCAUGACCAACAAGCCCAACACCAAAAGACCCCCAGGCAGACCUCCUAAAAGGUGGCAUGAGUGCUGGACCUCUACAUCCCACGAUCAUGAAAAUCCAUAA